GGUAGUUCAAAUUUCCUAUCCAACUUGUCUUCCUAUUUGAAUCCUAAUCACAAAUUAAAGAUAACUCUAAUCUCUUAAACCGAAAUCAAAUAUCAUCUUAAACAAUCUCCACCUAACUUCUGCGCCUAUAAUUAAUAAUUUCAAAACAUUAUAUAAACCCAAUCGCAGGAGUUCAUUCUCCUUCCAAAUCACGUCCCAGAAUCUAACCAUGGAUAGCAGAAUAUCAUGGUCAGAAAUGGAGAUAAACUGCUUGGCUGAAAUCUUCAUGAAGCUUGGCCUCGACGACCUCACCCUCGUCGUCCCCUUCGUCUGCAGAUCAUGGCUCGCCGCCGUCCGGCAUCCUCUCUGCUGGAAAAAACUUGACUUCCGGCGAGUCGACGUUCUUCCAUGGAGCAAUUUCUCCAAAACCUUCACUUUUAUUUACUCCCUUCCUUACUUCUCUUUCACAUACUUCUUAAAACUAGCCGUUAAGAACAGCAGGAGUUCUGUAACUGAGUUAAGGCUUCCACUGAAAUUCACUUCCUCAGAGGAUCUGAAGUUCAUUUCCAAUGAGUGUCCAAAGCUGAGGUCUGUUGCUCUGCCAAUUCUCAACUCCGAUGAUGAAGCGAUGAUUUCAGAACUUGUAUGCAAAUGGAAAGAUCUGGAACGGCUAGAACUGAAAUUCAGCCCUUCGAAUUUGCCUGAAUUGCUGAAGAACAUUAGCCUUCGCUGUAACAAGUUUUCGGAGCUAAUUAUUUCAGGGGAGAUCAGAGAAGAGGACGCCAUGGCGAUUGUUAGUUAUGUUCCACAGAUUAAGAAAUUGGACUUGAGCGGAUCUUAUCUAUCUAAAAAAGAGCUGCUGAAUAUAGUGAAAGGCUGCAAACAGUUGCAGGAAUUGAAUGUGAAUGGAUGCAUUGGUUUUCAAGGAGAUGACUCAGAGAUCAUAGCUAAGGUUUCCGCCAUUAGAGCUUUCAAGUGCGAGCGCUGCAAACUCUAUUUGGAAGAUGCUUAUGAGUGUGGUGAUUGGAACAAAAACUUUUGUUUAAACGGAUAUAUUUUCUGAUUAUCGACUGCUGCUAAAAUUUCAA
Dendrobium catenatum is the source of this 1067-nucleotide messenger RNA. RefSeq names its product F-box/LRR-repeat protein At3g48880. The transcript is spliced from 2 exons. Bases 209 to 1042 code for a protein of 277 amino acids. The record is from RefSeq and is a predicted model, not a curated record. NCBI's taxonomy places the organism in Eukaryota, Viridiplantae, Streptophyta, Magnoliopsida, Asparagales, Orchidaceae.